Haliotis rubra (blacklip abalone) is the source of this 421-nucleotide messenger RNA. Its product is annotated as speckle targeted PIP5K1A-regulated poly(A) polymerase-like. The record is from RefSeq and is a predicted model, not a curated record. The transcript has 4 exons. NCBI's taxonomy places the organism in Eukaryota, Metazoa, Mollusca, Gastropoda, Lepetellida, Haliotidae. Gene Ontology annotation, molecular function: RNA binding. Bases 68 to 421 code for a protein of 117 amino acids.
CAGAAAGGGACGUAACUCCGACGUGGAGCUGAGAGACUUUCCGCUUUUCUGACCCUGUUCUUCUCAUAUGGUCGAACGUUUAUUUGCACAAGAUUAUAUAUUUCUGAAGCCAGGAGACAUGGUGCUUCAGUGUGAAUACUGUAUGGUGACUGUUCCUUCAGAGGAGGCCAUGAAGGACCACGUGAAGGGGAAGCGCCACAUGCGGGUGAUCGAGGCCAGCAAACAGCGGCAAAAACAAGCCAGCCUCACUGUCUUUACAAAGGGAUUCAGUGAUGAAACCACUGAGGACGAACUCAGAACAUAUUUCUCAAAGUUUGGCAAGGUGGAGAAAAUAUUCAUGGAGUACAAGAGGACUGUAGCCUCGUACCUCACUUUCCAUGCUGUCGUUCUAUCGUUCUAUGUGUCCUUCAACAAGAGUUGA